AUCCGCGGCCUCGGAUUUUUUAAAACCGGCCUUUACGUACGCUUCGUCAUCCAUAAUAAUACAGACAAAUUUCUGUAUAAGACGGUCGUGGAAUUUCCGAGCACGUUGUUUCGUUGCGAUUAGGAGCUGUAUUCACUUUGUAAGAACGUAGCCCUCCGUUUUGCGUACUUUUUAGAUAUAUUAUGAGGUGGGUUUUUUCGAAGGCUGAGGUGAGCUCAGCCGAUCCAGAGUCCAGUGGAGGUCCCACUAACUUCCACCAAAUAAAACACAUUCAGCCCAAUUCUAAAUAUUCCCGUCCAGUUCAUCCCUCCCGGAGUCUGUUGUUCUCGAGAAUAAAAUCCUCCAAUUCUAAACUAUCGGGGAAAAUGAAAAUAUGGGAAUAGAAGUUCGAAAAUUCGAAAAUGUGAAGUUGGCUGUGUUUCUUUGAAGAAAUUCUCUUUUGACAGUUGACACGUAAACAUUAUAAAAUGUACAGCAUAGCCUUCCAUUUGGUAGCAGAAGAGAUGGACGAAGAUGUGGAGCAGAAUCGGACACAAAGGAUGGAAAGGAGGCAGUUACGCGAUGCAACAAACCCGCUUGAGUUGUCCCAAGCUUUAAGGUGGCUAUCAGACGGGAAUCGAAAAAGAAUACGACGUUUUUCUUGCUCAAUGUAGCCUCAGCAAAGUGAACAGCGGAAGAAAAACGCAAAAUUUCAUUGGCACUUUACCGUAAGCAUGGUAUUCCAAGUGUGAUGAGAUGCAUCGAUGGGACACGUCCGCAUUAUAGCUGCCUCCCAGAAUAAACACUUAUAUUAUAACAGAAAGGGAAAGUACAGCUUAAAUGUCAUGCUGGUGUGUGAUCAUCAUCUACGUAUUCAGUAUGUAGAUGCAUCCCACCCCGGUGCUUGUCACGAUUCCUUCGUUUGGAAUACCAGCGAGCUACGAACUCACCUUGAACGAGAAUAUUUAAGAGACUUGGGCAAUUAUUUUCUGCUUGCCGUGGCUUUUAACCCUCAUAGAAGUCCACAGGAAGGAUCCGUUGAAAUGAAAUUCAUCGAAGUUCACUCAAAAUGCAGAAAUGUUAUAGAACGUACCAAUGGGGUGCUAAAAAUCGAUGGAGAUGCCUUCUUGGAGCAAGAGAGUUGCAUUACUCCCCAGAAAAGAGUGAAUAGUGUUAUGGAUUUCGACGAGUCACACAAUUCAACUGCCCAAGAAAGUGAGGUGAUAUCUCCUGCUUCAGCCCAAUAUUUGUCUACUGCGCAAAGAAUGAGAAAUAACAUUGGAAAUAAUAUAUAAAUACAGUUUCAAAAUAUGAGUACCCAACAGCAAAAAUCAUCAGAAAAGUUUCUAUAUAUAAUAAUGUUUACAUAUAAUUGUAUUUAUGUAUAACAAAGUAAAUUCAGUCUUCUUGACAAUAACAAAACAAGUAACGAAAAUAAAGGAAAAUUAACAUAUUUUCAUAAGUAAAUAUGUACACUGGCGAUCAAAAGU
This is a messenger RNA of Rhagoletis zephyria (snowberry fruit fly), 1469 nucleotides long. RefSeq names its product putative nuclease HARBI1. NCBI's taxonomy places the organism in Eukaryota, Metazoa, Arthropoda, Insecta, Diptera, Tephritidae. The record is from RefSeq and is a predicted model, not a curated record.